Messenger RNA from Morchella importuna, 672 nucleotides. RefSeq lists its product as uncharacterized. Bases 1 to 672 code for a protein of 223 amino acids. The record is from RefSeq and is a predicted model, not a curated record. The transcript is spliced from 2 exons. NCBI's taxonomy places the organism in Eukaryota, Fungi, Ascomycota, Pezizomycetes, Pezizales, Morchellaceae.
AUGUAUUGCUACGACGGCACCGCGUUCGAACUCAAUUUGACUGCUCUCGAGCUGGAUCAAAAAGCUAUUGAAGUUUUCCACCUCAGGCCCUACGGAACAUGCACAUGUCUUUCCACCAAAACCUCUGGAUCCAUCUUCGCAAGUCCAAAAGAACAAUGCAAAUGUAAAGGAGACAUUUACAACCCUCAUUUUACCGAUGAUGAAUACGAAUCCUCCCCGAAGAAGAAAAGGAAGGUGUCUUGUAGCAAAAGUGAAGCGUUCAUCACUCCAGACAUGCAAUUAAAAACUCAUCACUUGGCCCAAGCCAGCACUCCAUACCGUUUCGAUUCUAGUUACAACCCCGUAUCUAGGUCUUGCCUAACAGGAGAAGUCUCAAUACUUUCCAAAUACAAGGGCCCAGGAAUUACAGUAUCUAGCAUGAUCAGCCUUGUCUUCACAGUCCGCCUCAGUAAUAAUACCAUAACGUGGAUCUGGGCCGGCCUUGCACAAAACGGCCAAAAAUACAAACUCAAGUGCAAUGACAUCACUCAUAUACGGAUCUGUAGGCCUGUGUAUGAUCCGUACGAUGGUUCAUGCCAGCUUAGCUCCAUCUACAAGACUUACCGCCCUAUGUGGGAGGGGUUAGAGAUUCACCACCACGAGGGGCGUAUCGGAAUUUCUUUGGAUAUUUAA